Tuber melanosporum (Perigord truffle) is the source of this 3076-nucleotide messenger RNA. RefSeq lists its product as uncharacterized. The transcript is spliced from 5 exons. NCBI's taxonomy places the organism in Eukaryota, Fungi, Ascomycota, Pezizomycetes, Pezizales, Tuberaceae. The coding region runs from base 154 to 2229 and encodes 691 amino acids. The record is from RefSeq and is a predicted model, not a curated record.
AGAUCUUACGGCAAGCAAGCAUCACCGCCGUCAUAUUCGAGCAGGUAGUCGCCCCUCCCCUCCUCUCCUAUCCGUUGCUUUUCUACCGCAGCCAUCCCAUCCCUUCCCUCGCAGCAAGACUGGGCCUAUCAAACCGAGUCCCACAUUGGCCCAAUGUCACAUCAGUUAGUAGGAGGGUAUAAGGAGGAGCCGGCCACUGAACCGGAUACCCACCCAGGUCACCCUCAGCAGCACCCACCGCCACCGUCAUCUGCGUCAACCCAGCAUCCCCAACAACAACAGCAGCAGCAGCAGAGCCAGCAUCCCCGACCUAGCCUACCUCAUCAACACUCAGGGCAACCCACUCCUUCGUCAACUACCUUCCCGUCACCACAUCCUCCUCCACAUCAAUCAUCUUUUGCUCAGUCACCUAGUCUGCCCGGAUCUCAGCAUUCUCAUCCGCAAGACAUCGCCUAUUAUACCCAUCCCUCCUCCCCCUACGGCACCCCAGGCGGUAGUGGCCCUUCUUACCCAUCUCAAGAGGGAACAGAUCUUAUGGCAACGCACACAAUGAAUCGUCCGCAAUACCCCCCUAUUUACCAUACUCCUCAGUCCAAUUCACCCUCAUCUGUCGCGUCUCCCACCGCCCCAGAUCACCGGUCUGUUUACACUACACAGCCCAUGCAAACCCCGAUGUACGGCUAUCCGCAACAGUACCCCCCGAUUCCAGCAGGUCCUUCCUCGUACUCAAACCAAACUCAACAUCAUAAUUUGAACAAUGGGCCACUCCUCAUGUCACAGACUUCAGGGCAAACCAUGACUCCACCGCAGCCUCACCACCAGCAUGUGGCUCCAAACACUUCAUCGACUGCAAAGAUUGCCCAAACACCACUUCAUAGAGCUUCGCCUUCCACCCCCUCUUCGGGUGCAAAGCCCGGGCCAGGAAAUACUUCUAUCAACCCCAAUGCCGCCCCCGGACCAAUUCCGGCUACUACUCCGCUGGUUGUGAGACAGGACAAUAAUGGUGUACAGUGGAUAGCUUUUGAGUACUCCCGAGAUAGAGUUAAGAUGGAGUAUACCAUCCGUUGCGACGUGGAGUCCGUCACCGUUGACAACCUUUCUCACGAUUUUAAAACAGAAAAUUGCGUGUAUCCUCGUGCUUGCUGCUCUAAAGAGCAAUAUCGUGGUAACCGACUAGUAUACGAAACCGAGUGUAAUACCGUGGGCUGGGCUUUGGCAGAAUUGAAUCCAUGCUUACGGGGGAAGAGGGGAUUGAUUCAACGGGCUGUAGACAGCUGGAGAAACUCUAACCAAGAUCCCAGACUGCGAAGCAGGAGGGUUCGAAGGAUGGCAAAGAUUAACAAUCGCAAGGCAAAUGCACAGGCUGCACAAACUCACCUUGGUGCAGGUUCUCCUCAUGGUGUGCCCUCGGCGGGUGUGGGAUUAGGGUUGAAAGGUCCAGGGCUUGUUCCUGGCUCGCAGCCACAACUUCAUCAUCACCAUCAUCCUGGCACGAAUGAUUCGCCAUCCACCUCCGGGCACCUUUCGCCGGCUGUAGGUGGGGAAGAAUUUAGCAACGGGCAUGCUAACCACCACCACCACCAUCAGGCACCAACUAGUGGAAGUGAGAUAAGACCGAGACAUGUAUUUCACGGAUACCCCACUGCAUAUCCGGCAGAAAAUGUUGGAGUAACCGCAUCUACUCCCCCGAACAACACCAACACCUCACUGUUCGGUGACAUUCCGGAUCACAAACGCCGAAAGUUCAUACUCGUCGAUGACCCCCAUCGUGGCUCACGCGUUCGCGUUCGCGUGAUGCUUGACCAGGUUCACAUGCAAGAGAUCCCUGAUUCCUACCGCAAGUCCAACUCUGUGUACCCACGCUCUUACAUGGCGUCUCAGAUGGAAGACGAUUCACAGACGGAGGUGCAAACACAAGUAGUUGUUCCCAUGCUUGAUGGAACCAGCAUGACUAUUGCUCCCCCCCCACCAUCUGGACCCAAGCGCAAGAAGGAAAUGGACUUGAAUGAACUUGGCUACAGGAUGUCAUGGAGUCAAUCCAGGGUCUUUGCGGGGAGGACAAUGUUCUUGCAGCGAGCUCUGGACGCGUAUCGCAACAAGAUGAGGAGUAGUAUGAUGGCAGCAGGCACAGAUGUCACCUCAACAGCGCCGCACCUUGAAACUAGAGCUGGGAAGCGCAGGUGGUUGGAGAGGAACCGUCGUUCGAAACCCUCCGGAUCCUCAUCCUAAACUCGAAAAAUUACAACCCCCGAUUAUAAAAAAAACGCGGCAAUUGAUAUUAGAUUUCUGUUCUGUCUGGAAGUGUAUAAGGAAUAUGGAGCAAAAAGGAAAUAGGGUGGCACGCAUUGUUUUGUUUGGGAUAAAUCGGAACUUUUUUUCGUUUCAAAAAAAUCAAAAAAAGGAGGAUGGAAUUUUUCUUUACAGCGACAGGUUGAAACGUAUGGGGGCGGUGGGCUUUUUGUCGUUUUUGUUGCUUUUUUUUUUCCCGUCUCUUUUGCGUUAGAGGAUCACGCUGAGCGUUUCCCCCUCGCCCUCUCGAGAUGACAUGCUAUCUUGAGGCGUAUUACUAUGGUUUUUUUUUGCCUCCCUACCCCUCUACUGACUUGUUGCCUUGCAUUAAUGACCCCUAACGACUGUUACGACUGCUAUGACUAUACCAAACUCCUCAUAGUCUCUGUUUCUCGAUAUCUCCUCCCCUCGACCUCUUCCUUCUCCUCUUACCUUUUUUCCCGAGUCAAAUCCGGGUACCCUAGCCGUGCUUACUUACCCACCUCCGUCUCGCUUUGUUUUUGUUUUUGUUGUUGCUUUUUCUGCCUUUUCUCUUACCAUGUAUCUCUUCCCCAAUUUUCUUGUAUCUCAUUUGUUGGCGGGUAUCUGUUUGCAGGGUACAUUGUACGUAUUCCUCAGCCAUUUUUUUUUCUUCUAUAUCUUGCCCUGUGCUUUUUUUCAUUUUUAUUUUUCGUCUCACUUUAUUUCAUUCGUACUAUAUCCUUUUGUGUUUCCCAGGUGUAGGUAGCUAGGUAGCUGAGGUAACUAACUUUGCUAGAAUUGCCUCAAAUCAAAUUAACUUAACCAA